Synchiropus splendidus (mandarinfish) is the source of this 993-nucleotide messenger RNA. It is a transcript of the gene mylz3, whose product is annotated as myosin, light polypeptide 3, skeletal muscle. Bases 61 to 513 code for a protein of 150 amino acids. The record is from RefSeq and is a predicted model, not a curated record. The transcript has 6 exons. Gene Ontology annotation, molecular function: calcium ion binding. NCBI's taxonomy places the organism in Eukaryota, Metazoa, Chordata, Actinopteri, Syngnathiformes, Callionymidae. Gene Ontology annotation, cellular component: myosin II complex; contractile muscle fiber.
CUUGGGACUUCGGCCUCUCUCCUCCUUUCUUUCCGCUCCUCCAGCUUGUUAUCCUCCAACAUGACUGAGUUCACCCCGGACCAGAUUGAGGACUUCAAGGAGGCCUUCGGUCUCUUUGACAGAAUUGGUGACAGCCAGGUGGCCUACAACCAGGUGGCUGAUAUCAUGCGCGCUCUGGGCCAGAACCCCACCAACAAGGACGUCGUGAAGAUCCUGGGCAACCCAACCGCCGACGACAUGGCCAACAAGAGGCUCAACUUCGACGCUUUCCUGCCCAUGCUGAAGGAGGUCGACGCCCUGCCCAAGGGUACAUACGACGACUACGUUGAGGGUCUGCGUGUCUUUGACAAGGAGGGCAACGGCACCGUCAUGGGCGCUGAGCUGCGCAUUGUGCUGUCCACCCUGGGAGAGAAGAUGAGCGAGCCCGAGAUCGACGCCCUCAUGGCCGGUCAGGAGGACGAGAACGGCAGUGUGCACUAUGAGGCUUUCGUCAAGCACAUCAUGUCUGUGUAAGAGGCCGGCAGCUGGAGUGCUGAGGAAACUGCAGCUUGUCUGCAGACACUGUAUCAAAGACCAACCAAGGAAAGACAAGGACUAUGUGCAAGAGAUGCUGAAGCCAACCCAUCUUGUUGUUUAUUUUGUUUUCCUUUCGUCUCUUACCCUCCUCUCUUGGGACGCCACCAGCAACACCUCUCCAUUGUAGACCCCCAUCACUCGGCCUCCACUCCCCCCCGGGGGCGCGUCUCCACUCGCCACAUUGGGGUGAGGAAAGGGGGAGAAGGGGUAACCACUCAUCAAGUGAGGGUAGAUCCCUCCCAUCCCACCACCACCUCAUUCAGUCAUGUCAUCACUGGCCCAGCAAAAGCCAAAGGUCCUGGAGAAGAGCAGUGGAUCGACCGCCAUAACCUCCCAUCUCCCCCGACAAGCGUUAUUUAUUUUCACUCUGUUCAUUUCAGAAUAAACUUUUCCAAAGUACAUCCCAUCUCCACUGAU